CAAAUCUCUCUCCUCUCUCUCUGCAAUGGCGGACGCUAAACCCAGAAAUCUGAGAAUCGUGAUGUUCCCUUUCAUGGCACAAGGCCAUAUCAUCCCUUUUGUAGCUUUAGCCCUUCGUUUAGAAACGAUGAUGAUGAACAGAGCCAACAAAACCAUCAUCUCUAUGAUCAAUACUCCUUUGAACAUCCCCAAAAUACGCUCCAAUCUUCCUCCUGAAUCCUCCAUAAGCCUCAUCGAGUUACCUUUCAACAGCUCCGAUCACGGCCUUCCUCACGACGCCGAGAAUUUCGAUUCUCUUCCUUACUCUCUCGUCAUCAGCCUUCUUGAAGCUUCUAGGUCGCUUCGUGAGCCCUUUCGAGACUUGAUGAAGAAGAUCUUGGAGGAAGGAGAUGAUGAGCAGAGCUCGGUUAUGGUGAUCGGUGAUUUCUUCUUGGGUUGGAUCGGUAAGGUUUGCAAAGAGAUUGGUGUUUAUUCAGUGAUCUUUAGUGCUUCUGGUGCUUUUGGGUUAGGUUGUUAUAGAUCGAUAUGGUUAAACUUGCCACAUAAAGAAACCAAACAAGAUCAGUUUCUCUUAGAUGAUUUUCCAGAAGCAGGGGAGAUUGAGAAAACUCAGUUGAAUUCUUUCAUGUUAGAAGCUGAUGGAAGCGAUGAUUGGUCUGUUUUCAUGAAGAAGACUAUACCUGGAUGGUCUGAUUUCGAUGGAUUCUUGUUCAACACGGUUGCGGAAAUCGAUCAGAUCGGAUUGUCCUACUUCCGUAGAAUAACCGGUGUUCCGGUUUGGCCAGUUGGGCCGGUUUUGAAUUCUCCUGACAAGAAGGUGGGAACAAAGUCGACAGAGGAAGCAGUGAAGGCAUGGCUUGACUCAAAACCGGACCAUUCGGUUGUCUACGUAUGUUUUGGUUCAAUGAACUCGAUUUUGCAAACGCAUAUGUUAGAAUUGGCUAUGGCAUUAGAGAGUAGCGAGAAGAACUUCAUAUGGGUAGUGAGACCGCCGAUAGGUGUGGAGGUGAAGAGUGAGUUUGAUGUGAAAGAGUAUCUACCGGAAGGAUUUGAGGAAAGAAUAACAAGAUCAGAAAGAGGGUUGAUUGUGAAGAAAUGGGCACCACAAGUUGAUAUAUUGUCACACAAGGCAACAUGUGUGUUUUUGAGUCAUUGUGGAUGGAACUCUAUACUUGAAUCGCUUAGCCACGGUGUGCCAUUGCUCGGUUGGCCGAUGGCAGCCGAGCAAUUCUUCAAUUCGAUAUUGAUGGAGAAACAUAUUGGGGUAUCGGUUGAGGUGGCGCGUGGGAAGAGAUGUGAUAUCAAAUGUGAUGAGAUUGUUUCUAAGAUCAAAUUGGUGAUGGAGGAGACUGAAGUAGGGAAAGAGAUUAGGAAAAAGGCUAGAGAGGUGAAGGAACUAGUGAGGAGAGCAAUGGAAGAUGGAGUUAAUGGUUCCUCUGUCAUUGGUUUGAAAGAGUUUCUUGGUCAAGCAAUGGUCAAAAAAUAGGAGAAUUAAGACAGUAGAUGGUUUAUGUAAACGUCUUAUUUGAAAUCACAUAUUGAUAAAAUGAAUAAAACCAUGACCGGUAGUUAUACCACACUGGUGUUGUGAUAGAGGAGCUAAUCUUUACAUAAUUUGAGAUAAUCGAACUCCAAACCUAUAAUGAAUGAUCAGUUGAUCA
Molecule: messenger RNA, 1661 nt
Organism: Arabidopsis arenosa
Lineage: Eukaryota; Viridiplantae; Streptophyta; Magnoliopsida; Brassicales; Brassicaceae
Source: the annotation of a GenBank genome assembly